Radiomyces spectabilis is the source of this 423-nucleotide messenger RNA. Its product is annotated as calmodulin-like protein. Lineage: Eukaryota; Fungi; Mucoromycota; Mucoromycetes; Mucorales; Radiomycetaceae. The record is from RefSeq and is a predicted model, not a curated record. Bases 1 to 423 code for a protein of 140 amino acids. The transcript is spliced from 3 exons. Gene Ontology annotation, molecular function: calcium ion binding; enzyme regulator activity.
AUGAAAAUGGACGAGGCGCAAGAGUCCUUUCAGUUAUUCGAUAAAGACGGCAAUGGUUACAUCGAUGUGAACGAGCUUGCGCUGGUCAUGAAUUCAAUUGGUCGUCAUCCGACACCGGAAGAGCUCUCUGAUAUGAUCGCUGAAGCCGACGCGGAUGGCGAUAACAGAAUCGAUCUGUGUGAAUUUUUAGCCCUGUUGACCAGACAGCCACUGUUGGACAAGACCGUCAGUUUAGAGGCGUUUGAACUGUUUGAUAAGGAUGGCGACGGUUACAUUUCUGCUGAUGAACUGCACCAGGCCAUGACGACAAUUCUAGGAGACUAUGUUUUGCCAAAGGAAAUAGACCAAAUGAUGGCAGAAGCUGAUAUCGAUGGCGACGGGAAAAUCAGCUGUGAAGAAUUUAUGAGGAUGCUCACACUGUGA